This is a messenger RNA of Arachis duranensis, 1154 nucleotides long. RefSeq lists its product as uncharacterized. The record is from RefSeq and is a predicted model, not a curated record. Lineage: Eukaryota; Viridiplantae; Streptophyta; Magnoliopsida; Fabales; Fabaceae. The transcript has 5 exons. The coding region runs from base 627 to 989 and encodes 120 amino acids.
AAGAGGACUCGGGUUCCUCCAAAUUGGGGUUGAAGGGAGCUCACAACUGUAGCAGUUCAUGAUGUAGCCUCAUCGCUGAAGAGAGAACUUCUGAUGGAGGCCGUCGGUUCUUCUCGAAUACCCAAGAGUUUCUUUCCUUCCACACACACCACAAGAAGAUGGCCAUAAGUUGUGGGUGAGUCUGGCAGUUUGGGUCAUUUUUUAGGGAAUCCAUUGUCGUUUUUCACUAUUAGUUGAAUGAACCUGAAGUUGAUACAGCUUGCAUGUCUGCUAGUGGGCUUCGAAUCCAAGCUUCCCUGACUACUCUGCAGGUUACCAAGCAAUGAAGCACUAUUUCUUCGUCUUCCAAGCAGCAAGGGCAUAGUGCAUUGGUUGAGGAGAAUCGGUUAUGCAGGAGCUGGCAGACUGGAAGCCAUUCAUGGAUGCUCUUCCAAAGAAAAAUUUUGCAAAGCUCAAUUGUUUCGUGGGUAAAACUGGGACAAUAUUCUGCAAGUUAUAUCCGGAGGAAAGCUUUCUUGGAUUAAAGCGAGGUUCCAUUACUGAUUCUCUAAAAUCAGGUCUUUCACCCAGAAUAUUGGAUGCCUCAGAUUCGGAUUUUGGGAGCUACGAUUGAUAGUUAAUGGGUAAUGAGAUGGGAGUCAGGGAUCCUCAUAGAUGCGAACCAGAGAACUCGGGCCAAUUCUCUUUUUCAACUACUGAUCGCCCUUCCAGCAGACUUUUCCGAUCCCAUGAAGUUAUUGUUGUUAUUCAAGGGUUUGGUGAUCUUUAUUAUUGGAAGGCCAUACUUGCUAGUCCAUCAUGGGUACCCUAUUCUUCUUGCAUCACUAGUUGUAGGCACAUUGAAGUACAUUCAUAGGAGUGGUCUAUGUAAUUUAUUAGGCGAGGCUUCCAAAUCGCCGGCGAAGCCGUCAGUUGUCCCUCUUCCUCUCCACUUCAGGAGUACUAAAAUGGUGACAACAUGCUAUCUAAAAGACUCAAGAAUAUUUUGAUUCAUAGAGACACUAAUCUAUGUGAUUAUGUUAGACUUUUAACUUUUGGUUGAACUUGUGAAAGAAAUAUAACUUGUAAAACUAAUCAAUAUAGAUACUAAUGCUAUUUUGUUUUAGGUUUAAUUACUCUGUUCGUCCCUAUAGUUUCGCGAAAUUUUCAAUUAG